Messenger RNA from Melospiza georgiana, 669 nucleotides. RefSeq names its product POLG alternative reading frame-like. The record is from RefSeq and is a predicted model, not a curated record. The transcript is spliced from 2 exons. NCBI's taxonomy places the organism in Eukaryota, Metazoa, Chordata, Aves, Passeriformes, Passerellidae. The coding region runs from base 1 to 669 and encodes 222 amino acids.
AUGCCUCCCUCACGCCUUGCUCCUCCCGGUCCGGUUGCGCGGCCGCGGUUCCGCGGGGAGGGUACGGCCGCGGCAUCUCCGCGGGCAGCGAGCGUGUCUGAGCGCCGGCAGCUCCGCUCGGCUGUUGUGUCUUUGUACGUUUUGUUUGGGCGGCAGCUGAAGCCCGCGGCGCUCAGCGCGAUCCUGGGCCGGAGAGGCGGCACUGCGAGCGGGGCGCUGGGCCGGGAGCAGCUUCCAGAGGAGCCUUUUGCCUUGGCUGGGCGGGCAGGAGCGCAUCCCCCGAGGGCGGGAGCGCCAGGGUUGGCAGCGCGGUGCCCCGCGGGGCGCGGCCGGGAGGGGCCGGGUUGGCAGCGCGGUGCCCCUCGGAGGGCGGCCGGGGAUCGGGGUUGGCAGCGCGGUGCCCCUCAGGGAGCGGCCGGGGUUGGCAGCGCGGUGCCCCUCAGGGAGCGGCCGGGGUUGGCAGCGCGGUGCCGGGCGCGGCCCCUCCCUCCCUCCCUCCCCGGUGUGUCGGCGCUGUCCGCGGUGCUGAAGCCGGCCGCGGCCAUGUUCCUGCCGUGUGCCGGCCCCGGCUGCCCCCGCCGCUCUCGGGCGCUGCAGCGCGCGGGUCACGGCAGCGCUCACCCACGGCCUGUGUGUCAGACACCGCAUCGCGCCGGUGUCGGAUGCUGA